Molecule: messenger RNA, 897 nt
Organism: Oxyura jamaicensis (ruddy duck)
Lineage: Eukaryota; Metazoa; Chordata; Aves; Anseriformes; Anatidae
Product: iroquois-class homeodomain protein IRX-2-like
Exons: 2
Coding region: 1-573 (190 amino acids)
Biological process (GO): neuron differentiation; regulation of transcription by RNA polymerase II; cell development
Cellular component (GO): nucleus
Molecular function (GO): DNA-binding transcription factor activity, RNA polymerase II-specific; RNA polymerase II cis-regulatory region sequence-specific DNA binding
Source: RefSeq, a predicted model, not a curated record
AUGCUGGCUGGCUACAACCUGCUGCCGCCCCCCCUGAGCCUCCUGGCGCCCUCGGUCCCACCAGCCUGCGCCGUGCCCCCGGGGCUGCUGCCCGGCACCGGGCUCUGCCCCCCCUGCUGCCGGCAGCCCCUGCCCGUGGAGCCAGAGCGCGUGAAGGCAGCCACGGCGCGGGAGAGCACCGGGGCGCUGAAGGCCUGGCUGGCCCAGCACCCCAGGAACCCCUACCCCAGCAAGGGCGAGAAGGUGAUGCUGGCCAUGGUCAGCCGGAUGAGCCUCACGCAGGUCUCCACCUGGUUCGCCAACGCCCGGCGGCGCCUCAAGAAGGAGAACAAGGCGGGCUGGGCAGCGCGCGGCACCUCCGACGGCGAGGACAGCGAGGGCGAGGGGGCUCCGAGAGGGACCCCCCCUGGCUCCAGCCCCGUGCAGGAUGGAUGUGGCAGCAGCCCCACUGCGGGGCCAGGCCCUGGGCAGGGCGAGCGGCUGCAGAAACCCAAGAUCUGGAGCGUGGCGGCAAUGGUGGCGUCUGGCCCCGGAGAGAGCGGGGGAACUGCAGCACUGCCAGGGCAGGAGUAGGGGGGGGGGGGCUCGGUCCCUCCUGCCCCCAGGGUCAGGCUGCACCAGGGUGUGCAGUGCCAUGUGCAUGCAGCUCGGACCCUGCCCCUGCUGCCCCAGCCCCUCUGCCCCUCACAGCCCCCCUGUGCUGCCCGAAGCCGGCCCCUCCUGCACCCCAGCCCCUGGGGGAGGAAGAGCCAUGGCACCUCCCAGCACUUCAGUGCCUUGCUCCCCAGUCCCAGGUGUCCUGGGACCACCGAGGGGCUGGGCUCAGGUGGGGGCUGUGGGGAGCGGGUGCACGGUGCUACGUUACAGGGCACACAGAGCCACCGUGCACAAGGGCUG